AUGACGGGGAUGGCUCCCCAAUUUGUAAAUAAGUUUUUAAAUUUGUUAUCAGAAGUAUGUACUUGUAUAAAGAAAUGUAACUGUAAUAUUUAUGAUACUACCGCUGCACCAGCGUCUCCCUUGGAGUGUGGCCCCGGUGAGACAAACACUAGGGUGCUUGAUUCUGGUAAAACAAAAAUAGAAAAACAUGUGUCAUUCAAGAUCUCUUCUUCUUCUUCUUCUUCUUCUUCUUCUUCUUCGGAGCCACCCUUUCCCGAAAUCCCAAGGUGUGUGUUGAUGCGCACAUAUUUAUUCCAAAAGGAGAUCCGUUUAGACGUUGGCGUGGAAAACCUUGCCAGGGGCAAAGUACACUCAACGAGCGCACUGCUUGAUUCAGGCACUAACGGGAUCUUCAUAGAUCAGGUCUGGGCGGAGCAAAUUGGACUCCCCCUUGUAAAAUUAGAAAUGUCUAUUCCCGUCUAUAACGUUGACGGUACGCUUAACGCAGGUGGCUGUAUUACACACAAAUGUUCUUUUGUGGUCGAAUACCAAGGACACAGAGAACGAGUCACUGCCGAAGCUACCCAACUAGGGAAGAUUAAUUUAAUCUUAGGCUGGACCUGGCUAUUUAAACACAAUCCUGAGAUCAACUGGCAGACAGGGGUUGUCACAUUGUCACGUUGUCCCCAGGAAUGUGUAAACUUGGGUAAACCAAAUCAUGUCCGUCACAAUGAGCGUCUCGAAAAGUUAAACGCUAGUCACGUUUACGAGCUCAGAUCUUUAGAAAAGAUCGACGAUGACGAUGAUGAGGUAAAACCUGAGGAAGAGAUUAAGAGGCUGGUACCUCCCGAGUACCACGACUUCUGGAAAGUCUUUUCGAAACACAAAUCAGAGCGCUUCCCAGAGGCUAAGCCUUGGGACCAUGCUAUAGAUUUGAAAGACACCUUCAAACCAAGGAAGGGACACAUGAUACCGCUCUCUGCUCCCGAAAGAGACGAGGUAUCUAGUUUCAUAGACGAACAACUUAGGAAGGGUUACAUCAGACCUUCCAAAAGUCCUAUGACGUCCCCGGUGUUCUUCAUUCCUAAAAAGGAUGGUAAAAAGCGAAUGAUUAUGGACUAUCGUUACGUAAAUGAGCACACGGUUAAAAAUGCGUAUCCUCUGCCUUUGAUUAGUCAGCUAGUGGACAAAUUGGCUGGCGCCAAGAUUCUGACUAAAAUGGAUCUCAGAUGGGGGUACAAUAACGUACGAAUCAAAGAGGAAGAUGCUUGGAAGGCCGCGUUCACGUGCCACCGAGGAUCUUUCGAACCCCUUGUUAUGUUCUUUGGGUUGACCAAUUCACCAGCGACCUUUCAGAGCAUGAUGAAUGAGAUCUUUGCGGAUAUGGAAAACUGUGUCGUCAUUUACAUUGACGAUUUAUUAAUAUUUACAAAGUCGGACGAUGAGGCUGAGCAUGACAAGAUCGUGCAAGAAGUCCUUCGACGCUUACAGGAACGGGACCUAUUCGUCAAACCCGAAAAAUGUAAUUUUAAAGUGAAGGAAGUAGACUUCCUUGGUAUGAUCAUAGGCCAGAACGGAAUCAGGAUGAACCCUGAGAAAGUUCAAGCUAUUUUGGAAUGGCCAGAACCUACUCGCGUCAAAGGGGUUAGGGCUUUCCUAGGCUUAGGCAAUUUCUACCGAAGGUUUAUUGAAAACUUUGCAAAAAUCACGAGACCGUUGAACGAUCUCACCAAAAAGGACCUUGUUUGGCAGUGGGGCGCCAAAGAACAGGAAGCUUUUGAUAAGCUUAAACAGGCAUUUACAACAGCACCCAUAUUGGCAUUCCCUGAAUUAGACAAAGAGUUCCGGCUAGAAACCGACUCUUCUGACUUCGCCACUGGGGCUGUUCUAUCAAUCAAAUGCCCUGAUGAUCUUUGGAGGCCUUGUGCCUAUUUAUCGCAUAGUUUGUCGCCUACAGAGCGCAACUAUCAAAUAUACGACAAGGAGAUGCUGGCCAUCAUUAGAGCUUUAGAGCACUGGCGGCACUACAUAGAAGGUGCUAGGCACCAAUUCGAAAUUUGGACCGAUCAUAAGAACCUGGAGUACUUCAUGACGGCCCGAGACCUGAACCGGAGACAGGCCCGCUACGCGGUGUACUUGUCAAGGUUCAAUUAUAAAUUAAUUCAUAAGCCAGGAAGCUCAAUGGGGAAAGCGGAUGCUUUAUCUAGAAGAGAGGAUCAUGCCAACGGCAUUGAAGAUGACAACAAAGGUGUCACCCUGAUAGAUCAAUCAAGGGUUGCCAAUGUUAGAAUCGGGCAAGAUUCCGACCUCCUAGAAGUCUUCAGGAAAGACAUCUCCCCAGAGGAAAAGGCACGCCUUGACGGCAAUGAAAACUAUUUAUGGAAAGACGGGCUCUUUCAUUUCAAAAACAAAAUCUAUGUGCCUGAGUCCGCAAGGAUCAAGGCAAUAGAUAGACAUCAUGAUACUCCAGUGGCUGGGCACCCUGGAUGGCAACGAACGAUGGAGUUGAUCUCCAGAAACUACAUGUGGCCUGGCAUGGUCAAAGACAUACAGGAAUAUGUAAAAUCCUGUCUGAGAUGCGCCAUGGCCAAGAAUUCCCAUCAACCGCCGGCGGGUAAACUCAUGCCGAACCCGAUACCAGCUGGCCCCUGGCAGGAUAUAUCGGUGGACUUCACGACAGAUCUGCCCGAGUCAAACGGGUACGAUUCAGUAAUGGUGGUAGUAGACCGCUUCUCCAAAGAAGUGGUAUUCAUACCCACCAACAAAACCAUCACCGCUGCCGGUACGGCAGACCUAUUUAAAGAUUUCGUAUGGUCAAUCCAUGGGUUACCAGAAACGGUAAUCUCCGAUAGAGGACCGCAAUUCGCUAGCGAAUUUACGAAAGAAUUAUGCCGGAUGCUGGGCAUCAAACCUAAAUUAUCCACGGCGUUCCAUCCGCAAACCGAUGGACAAACGGAGAGACUCAACCAGGAGUUGAAACAGUAUCUCCGGAUAUUUAUUAACGACAGACAGACAGAUUGGGCCAAGUGGCUAAAGAUAGCCCAGUUCUCUUAUAAUAUUAAACAGUCUUCGGCUACAGGAAGGGCACCAUUCGAGGUUACUAGAUCGUACCUCCCCAGAAUGGGUGUAGAACCUGGCAAAAGCAAAAACGAGGCUGCUGGGAACAUGGCAAAAGACAUGAAGUCUGUCUUGGACGAAACGCGCAAAGCGCUAUUUAAAACUGCGGAGCAGAUGAAAGACAGGGCAGAGCGUAGACGCUCUAAGGCCCCUGAUUACAAGGUCGGCGACCUGGUCUGGUUAGACACCGACCACUUGAAAUUAAAAGACCGGCAGUCUAGAAAACUGACCGAAAAGUGGAUUGGCCCUUACUGGAUUAAGGAAGUCAAACCUAAUGCGGGACCGCUGCCGGGACAGCGCGUAGACCGGCCCGGUCCGGUAGUAGUCACCCAGGAAGGUGAAGAAGAGUUCGAAGUCGAACGGGUGGUAGAUGCACGCUUGAAGCGUGGAAAAUUAGAGUUCCUGGUCCUUUGGAAGGGCUACGGAGACGAGGACAGAACGUGGGAACCAGAAUCCCAUCUGGAAAACUCCCGCAACGCUGUUCGCGAAUUUUAUUCUAGGAAUCCCUCAGCUCCCAGGAAGCUUAGAGGCAUGGAUUCAAACCUUUUUAAUUCCCUCUUUCAACCUAUGCCCGAAAAUUUUACCACUACCUCCGGAAUUUGGUCUCGCCUGGAAGUCGAGCCUUAG
Molecule: messenger RNA, 3723 nt
Organism: Serpula lacrymans var. lacrymans S7.9
Lineage: Eukaryota; Fungi; Basidiomycota; Agaricomycetes; Boletales; Serpulaceae
Exons: 2
Coding region: 1-3723 (1240 amino acids)
Biological process (GO): DNA integration
Molecular function (GO): nucleic acid binding
Source: RefSeq, a predicted model, not a curated record